Globicephala melas (long-finned pilot whale) is the source of this 2779-nucleotide messenger RNA. It is a transcript of the gene TPP1, whose product is annotated as tripeptidyl peptidase 1. Gene Ontology annotation, molecular function: serine-type endopeptidase activity; tripeptidyl-peptidase activity. The record is from RefSeq and is a predicted model, not a curated record. NCBI's taxonomy places the organism in Eukaryota, Metazoa, Chordata, Mammalia, Artiodactyla, Delphinidae. Gene Ontology annotation, biological process: central nervous system development; proteolysis.
GUGCACUAUAGGGCUCAUGUGAUCUGUCACAUGACAGCGGAUCUGCAGGAAGGCAGAAUGGGCCCCCGAGCGUGCCUCCUAGGGCUCCUUGCCCUCUUUGUCGCCGGCAAAUGCAGUUACAGCCCGGAGCCCGACCAGCAGUGGACGCUGCCACCAGGCUGGGUGUCUCUGGGCCGUGCGGACCCUGAGGAAGAGCUGAGUCUCACGUUUGCCCUGAGACAGCAGAACCUGGAGAGACUGUCCGAGCUGGUGCAGGCUAUGUCGGAUCCCGGCUCUUCUCGCUAUGGAAAGUACCUGACCCUAGAGGAUGUGGCUGAACUGGUCCGGCCAUCACCACUGACCCUCCACACAGUCCAAAAAUGGCUUUUGGCUGCUGGAGCCCGGAACUGCCACUCAGUGACCACACAGGACUUUCUGACUUGCUGGCUGAGUGUCCGACAAGCAGAGCUGCUGCUCUCUGGGGCUGAGUUUCAUCACUAUAUGGGGGGACCUGCAGAGACCCAUGUUGUAAGGUCCCCACGUCCCUACCGGCUCCCGAAGGCCUUGGCCUCCCACGUGGACUUUGUGGGGGGGCUGCACCGCUUUCCCCCCACAUCAACCCUGAGGCAACGCCCCAAGCCACAGGUGCCAGGGACUGUUGGCCUACACCUGGGGGUGACCCCAGGGACUGUUGGCCUACACCUGGGGGUGACCCCAUCUGUGAUCCGUGAGCGGUACAACUUGACGGCACAAGACGUGGGCUCUGGCACGACCAACAACAGUCAAGCCUGUGCCCAGUUCCUGGAGCAGUAUUUCCAUGAGUCAGACCUGGCUGAGUUCAUGCGCCUCUUCGGUGGGAACUUUGCACACCAGGCAUCAGUAGCCCGUGUGGUCGGACAGCAGGGCCGGGGCCAGGCCGGAAUCGAGGCCAGCCUAGAUGUAGAGUACCUGAUGAGUGCUGGCGCCAACAUCUCCACCUGGGUCUACAGUAGCCCUGGCCGGCAUGAGUCACAGGAGCCCUUCCUGCAGUGGCUCCUGCUGCUCAGUAAUGAGUCAGCCCUGCCACAUGUGCACACCGUGAGCUACGGAGAUGAUGAGGACUCCCUCAGCAGCGCCUACAUCCAGCGGGUCAACACCGAGCUCAUGAAGGCUGCUGCUCGGGGUCUUACUGUGCUCUUUGCCUCAGGGACCACUGACCUGACCUCAACUCUGACCUCUUGCAGUGACAGUGGGGCUGGGUGUUGGUCUGUCUCGGGAAGACACCGGUUCCGUCCCAGCUUCCCUGCCUCCAGCCCCUAUGUCACCACGGUGGGAGGCACAUCCUUCAAGAAUCCUUUCCGAGUCACAGAUGAGGUUGUUGACUAUAUCAGUGGUGGCGGCUUCAGCAAUGUGUUCCCACGGCCUUCAUACCAGGAGGAAGCUGUAGCCCAGUACCUGAGCUCCAGUCCCCACUUGCCACCAUCCAGUUACUUCAAUGCCAGCGGCCGUGCCUACCCAGACGUGGCUGCACUCUCUGAUGGCUACUGGGUGGUCAGCAACCAUGUGCCCAUUCCAUGGGUGUCUGGCACCUCGGCCUCUACUCCAGUGUUUGGGGGACUCCUAUCCCUGAUAAAUGAACACAGAAUCCUCAGAGGCCUCCCCCCUCUUGGUUUUCUCAACCCACGGCUCUACCAGAAGCAUGGGGAAGGACUCUUUGAUGUAACACGUGGCUGCCAUGAGUCCUGUCUGAAUGAAGAGGUGGAGGGUCAAGGUUUCUGCUCUGGCCCUGGCUGGGAUCCUGUGACAGGCUGGGGAACACCCAACUUCCCAGCUCUGCUGAAGACACUAAUUAACCCUUGAUCCUUUCUUGCUAGAAGAGUGGGCCUGUCCACUGCCCCACAGCCGGUGGCUUGGUCCCUGGUUCUGCACUGUUGGGAGCCCUGCUAAACCCUCAACUGUUGACUGCCGCAGCUUAUCUCCCUAACCCAGAAAUGCUGUGAGCUUGACUUGACUCCCAACUCUACCUGCUCCCUUAUACUCAGGUACCCCUGCCCCUGGCCCAGGUUCCUCUACAGAUGCUAUAACCUGCACUGUUUGGGAGCAUCCUCCGCACACCGCCCCCUCUUCCAUUUCUUCUUUUAUUUUUUUUUCAACUUUUUUUUUUCAGUUGUUUACACUGUCUGUGUAGUACACUAUUUCACUUCAUCUUCACUCCUCAAUUCAUUGCCAUGAGACCUCUGCUCUUAUUUUUCACUCUUUCCUCCUCUGAGAAACACUGAGAAAUGAAUGCCUCCCUGCUGCUUCAUCCAGUGGACACUUCCCAAUCUUUGCUUUGUGGGCUGUCACAGUAGUCUACUGCCUCUCCUUCCUUAGCGCCCAGGGCUUAACUUCUCCUCUGACCACUCCCUAUUCCUCCUUCAUUCCCUCUUCCCUCUUUCUCUUUCUCUGCUUCCUCAUCGAAUGUUGUUGUAUUUCAUUGCUCCAUCCUUAGUCUUUUGCUCUUCUCACUCUACUCAUUGACCCUGGAACAAAUCAAUCACUGGCAUCCACAGCCAUCACCAUCUCCCUAUAUCAGAGUUUUUAUCCAACAGUGAUCGAUACCUCAAAAGUAAUAUGUGUGAUACUCAAUAUUUCAUCUCCCUUCUUCCCAAUCCCAAACUGUUCUCUUCUGUUUCUUCUUUGUAAAUGACACUAUGCUUCUUCCAACCAAGCCAGAAACCUAAAGUGUCAUCCUAGACUCCCUUUUCCUCACCUCCUCCCAUCAUCAACUUCAAUCAACAAGUCCUGCUGACUUUAAAACUCUUAAAUAUAUCUUUACCAA